Messenger RNA from Plenodomus lingam JN3, 327 nucleotides. RefSeq lists its product as uncharacterized. Lineage: Eukaryota; Fungi; Ascomycota; Dothideomycetes; Pleosporales; Leptosphaeriaceae. The record is from RefSeq and is a predicted model, not a curated record.
AUGCCCUCAUUUAGUUCUACCUCGCCUAGAGAAGCCUGCCUGUCUAAGCUCACGCGUGGAGCUAGACCCGCCGCCCCGUUCCAAGGUCUAAGACCCGUUUUACUGCCAACUUUCGGCUACGUUAAGUCGUCGUCAGCCGCGCUGCCACCCCUUGUAGCAUCCACCAUCUCUUCGCAAACCUGGAAGGCUCACGUUGAGGUGGCGCGUGGUGGCAUGUCAUAUGACCAUGGGUUUAGCGUCGGGCGACUUGGGCUUUACUCCGAGUGGUUAGAAUAUCCCUGUAGGUUCAAGUCCACGUCACAGCGGCAAAUUUUUAUAGUUAUAUAA